Messenger RNA from Eucalyptus grandis, 2000 nucleotides. RefSeq names its product protein SLOW WALKER 1. NCBI's taxonomy places the organism in Eukaryota, Viridiplantae, Streptophyta, Magnoliopsida, Myrtales, Myrtaceae. Gene Ontology annotation, molecular function: protein binding. Gene Ontology annotation, biological process: rRNA processing; positive regulation of transcription by RNA polymerase I. The record is from RefSeq and is a predicted model, not a curated record. Gene Ontology annotation, cellular component: nucleolus.
AUCUUGAAAUUGGGGGAGGAGGGGAGAUGGUGGCGAGAAGAGGCCACCUAAAACCCUAGAAGCCAGAGACUGCAAACCUCAUAAAACCUCCAAAGCGCGCACCAAGAAACCCCCGCAGAAGAAGAGCUCGAGCUUUCGCAUUCGCAUUCGCAUUCGCAUCAAUGGAGGUGGAACCCAAGAAGGCGUCCAAGACCUUCCCGGUGAAGCCGAAGCUGAAGCCGAAGCCGAGAACCCCUUCUGGCAAGACCCCAGAAUCCAAGUACUGGUCCUCCUUCAAGACCACCCACCCCCUCGACAACCUCUCCUUCUCCGUCCCUUCCCUCGCCUUCUCCCCUUCCCCUCCCCACCUCCUCGCCGCCGCCCACUCCGCCACCGUCUCCCUCUUCUCCCCCACCGCACCACCAUCCUCCUUCUCCGACGUCGUCUCCUCCCUCUCCUUCCGCUCCGACGGCCAACUCCUCGCCGCCUCCGACCUCUCCGGCCUCAUCCAGGUCUUCGACGUCCGCUCCCGCACCCCGCUCCGCCGCCUCCGCUCCCACGCCCGCCCCGUCAGGUUCGUCCGCUACCCGGCCCUCGACAAGCUCCACCUGGUGUCCGGGGGCGAUGACGCCCUCGUCAAGUACUGGGACGUGGCCGGGGAGAGCGUGGUGUCGGAGCUCCGAGGGCAUAAGGACUACGUCCGGUGCGGGGACUGUUCGCCCGCCGACGCGAAUUGCUUCGUCACCGGGUCUUAUGAUCACGUGGUGAAGCUCUGGGAUGUGAGGGUGAGAGAUGGGAACAGGGCGGCGACGGAGGUGAAUCACGGGUCGCCGGUGCAGGAUGUGAUCUUCUUGCCGUCGGGGAGUUUGGUCGCCACCGCGGGAGGGAAUAGCGUGAAGAUUUGGGACUUGAUUGGAGGAGGGAGGAUGGUUUAUUCGAUGGAGAGUCACAACAAGACCGUGACCUCCAUUUGUGUGGGUACGAUGGGGGCGCAGCAGAGCGGGGAAGAAGGUGUGCAGCUGAGGAUCUUGAGCGUUGGUCUCGACGGGUAUAUGAAGGUGUUUGAUUAUUCUAGAAUGAAGGUCACGCAUUCGAUGAGGUUCCCGGCACCUCUGCUGUCGAUCGGGUUUUCGCCCGAUAGCAACGUGAGAGCCAUUGGGACUUCGAAUGGUAUUUUGUAUGUGGGAAAGAGAAAGGCGAAGGAAAAUGCGGAGGGUGGUGCCAAUGGAAUCUUAGGGUUGGGCAGUGUGGAGGAGCCGCGGAGGCGGGUCUUGAAGCCCUCGUUCUAUAGGUACUUCCACAGAGGUCAGAGUGAGAAGCCAUCCGAGGGAGAUUAUUUGGUUAUGAGGCCGAAGAAGGUGAAGUUGGCUGAGCAUGAUAAACUCUUGAAGAAGUUCCAGCAUAAGAAUGCUCUCAUUUCAGUUUUAGGUGGAAAUGAUCCUGAAAAGGUGGUGGCUGUGAUGGAGGAAUUGGUGGCUCGGAGGGCACUGCUAAAGUGCGUCCUGAACUUGGAUGCGGAUGAAUUGGGUCUGAUUUUGACGUUCUUGCAUAAGAACUCGACUGUGCCUAGAUAUUCAAGCUUGUUGCUGGGGCUGGCGAAGAAGGUUAUUGACUUGAGGCUCGAAGACAUAAGAGCAUCCGAUGCCUUGAAGGGUCAUAUUAGGAACCUCAAGCGCUCAGUUGAUGAGGAGAUUCGGAUACAAGAGGGGUUGCAAGAGAUUCAGGGUAUGGUAUCUCCUUUACUAAGGAUUGCAGGCAGAAGAUAGCGAUAGAGUUAUACUGCAUGUACUGAGGUAAAUGUUUUGAUUACUCCACCCAAUUGCGUUGGUUCUCUACUUUUUCCCCUUGAGGGAUGAAAUUUUGCUGCAAUGUAUGAGUUUCACUAAAUUUAUGGAACACUUAUGUUUUUAUACGGAGAUGGUUGGAGUUGAAGGUCCAUCUUCCGGGUUUUAUCUGUAACUGGAUGCUCAAGUAAAACAAUUUUUUUUCCCUUUAGAAUAUAAUGUCAAGCAAUUUCGCUA